CGUCUGUUUCUCGCCACCCUCUCCAGACAUUGACAUAAAAACACACAAAAAAUCUCUCCGUUCUCAUCUCUGAAUAAAGCUUCUAUUCUUUGUUCUUUUUGUGGUUUCUGAUUUGUUUGUUACACAUAUUCGUGAUGUUGGUUUCGAGGGUUUUGUCUCGAGUUUCUCGCAGCGCGGGCUUACGCUCGUCGCUCGCCGCCGUCGCUGCUCCGGUGAGGAAUCGGGUUUCAAUCUUCUCCGGUCAGUUUCAUUCCCUCGUUCAGGAAUCUCCUAAUAAGCUUGUUCCAGCUCAGGUGUCCCUUUUCGAUCACCUCACUGCUAAUUCCUCUGCCUUUCAAAGAUUUGGUUUUUCUUCCUCUGCAUCACCCGAACCCAAUGAGAAAGAGAAUAAUAACACCGAGGCAUCGAACUCCAGUGAAGGUGCUGUUGAUAAAGAUUCCGAGACAGGGAAAGCUACAACCGAGACAGAAGAAUCAGGUCUUGAUUCAGAAUCUGGUGAUUCUUCCGUGCAAAGCAGGCGGAGGGGUACUAAACGAACUGCAUUUUCUGAUUCAGAUUCAGAGACCGACGCUGAUGAUUUGUCGAGGGAUGAUUUGGUGAAACUCGUGGCUGAGAAGGAGGAGCUUCUAAAGACCAAGCACCAAGAGCUUGGACAGAUGAAAGACAAAGUUCUUCGCACUUACGCAGAGAUGGAAAAUGUCAUGGACAGGACAAGACGGGAAGCCGAAAACUCCAAAAAGUAUGCUAUACAGAAUUUCGCAAAGAGUCUUUUGGAUGUGGCAGAUAAUCUUGGAAGAGCUUCUUCGGUUGUCAAAGAUAGUUUCUCAAAGAUUGACACUUCGAAAGAUUCGGCUGGGGCUGCUCCGCUGUUAAAAACCCUUCUAGAAGGGGUGGAGAUGACUGAGAAACAGCUAGCCGAGGUAUUCAAGAAAUUUGGUCUGGAGAAGUAUGAUCCUUUGAACGAGCCAUUUGAUCCGAACAGGCAUAACGCCGUGUUCCAAGUCCCGGAUGCCUCGAAGCCUGAAGGCACAGUUGCUCAUGUCUUGAAGUCUGGGUACAUGUUGUACGAUCGAGUUAUAAGGCCAGCAGAGGUUGGUGUUACUCAGGCGGCGGAGGGCCAAUACGACGGCAAAGGGUCCGAGGCGUGAAAGUCAGACAAGAGAUCUCGAAAUUUUGCUGCAGCAUCAUCCUUCCAGAGUCGUAGCUUUUCUUUUUCUUCCAAGUAUUCAUUUCAUGAACAAGAUCCCAUAAAUUGCUCCAGGGAAAAGAAAACUCUGGUUCUGUGUUUGCUUCUAUCUUGAUAGCCAUAGCUUUGUUAUCUAUUGAGCUCUGACUCGAAGUACUUCUGAUGAUCAUCGAAUUAGGGUUUUUCCCUUUGUCA
Tarenaya hassleriana is the source of this 1381-nucleotide messenger RNA. RefSeq names its product protein GrpE. Gene Ontology annotation, molecular function: protein-folding chaperone binding; adenyl-nucleotide exchange factor activity; protein homodimerization activity. The transcript is spliced from 5 exons. Lineage: Eukaryota; Viridiplantae; Streptophyta; Magnoliopsida; Brassicales; Cleomaceae. Bases 135 to 1148 code for a protein of 337 amino acids. The record is from RefSeq and is a predicted model, not a curated record. Gene Ontology annotation, biological process: protein import into mitochondrial matrix; protein folding. Gene Ontology annotation, cellular component: PAM complex, Tim23 associated import motor.